AUGGCGACGGCGGUUGUUGGAUUGAACUUCCUGACAAAGGAGCUAGCUGAUGUUUUUGCAGAAGACUCUGAAAAUGAUGUGACUUUUUACGGCUUUUCUGACACUGAUAUCAACAUUAAGAAUUCAAAUGUUAGAAAUGAAGAUGAAGCUCAACCUGACAUUUCCCUCAAGGAGCUGGAAGCUACAUCUAAACCAUCUGCUGCUGCUCAGCCCUUCAGACUGAGGGUGGCUCUGCGCUCCGCUCCCUCAACCCAGCACUCCACUGAUGAUGAGGAAGCAGAGGAGGAUAAGAACAGGACAAAAAAAAGAGGGAUGAAGAGGCCAAGGGAGACCAGAAGGAAAAAGAAGGAGAGACAAGUGAAAUUUGAGGAUGAGGAGACAGCAGUGGCUCGGCUGCCUCCAUUUCAGGAGUGUCGGCCUGUUUCAGCAGAAGAUGUGUCGGAUACUUUCCUGGCCAAGAGAGAGCAGAACAUCAAGGACAACAAAGCAAUGCUGGCUCAGCUGAUGGCAGACCUGCAGAAAAUGCCUGGAGGUGCAGGGUUUCUGAAAAAACAAGUAGGCAAACAGAAGGCAAAAGAGAAAAGCUCCUGUCCACCUCGGUCUCGUGCGACUGGAGGGGAACCCAGGAGGAACCCCGAGAGGACGACCCGCAGACAGACCCGGUCGAUGGCGGCAAGUGAGGAUCCUUCUGCUGAACAGGAGGCUGAAGUGGAGCUCAGCUUGGAGGACGAGCUGCUGGAGGUACGUCGAGCUCCACGGCGUCGUAGCACCCCACGACCUAAUCAGAUCAAGCCUCAUAUUAUUCGUCCAGUGGAAGACAUCACAGAAGAUGAGCUUCAGCUGGUUGCAGACAAUAUGACUGACAAAACAUAUAACAGUGCCACAGGCUCCACGUGUCAUCAGUGCCGUCAGAAAACUGUUGACACAAAGACAUGCUGUCGCAGUGAAGACUGCCGUGGGAUUCAGGGUCAGUUCUGUGGGCCAUGCCUGAGGAACCGAUAUGGGGAGGAUGUAAGGAAAGCGCUGCUUGAUCCGGAGUGGAAGUGCCCUCCCUGUCGAGGCAUUUGCAACUGCAGCUUCUGCCGUCAGCGUGAGGGCCGCUGCCCAACCGGGAUCCUGUUCCCCUUGGCUCAGUACCACGGCUUCUCUGACGUCCACUCAUACCUUAGCAGCCUUCGUAACAAAUUGAAGAGUGAAGAGAGCAAUGGAGAGAUGUGA
This is a messenger RNA of Stegastes partitus (bicolor damselfish), 1218 nucleotides long. Its product is annotated as cell division cycle-associated protein 7-like. Gene Ontology annotation, cellular component: nucleus. The transcript has 9 exons. NCBI's taxonomy places the organism in Eukaryota, Metazoa, Chordata, Actinopteri, Pomacentridae. Gene Ontology annotation, biological process: regulation of DNA-templated transcription. The coding region runs from base 1 to 1218 and encodes 405 amino acids. The record is from RefSeq and is a predicted model, not a curated record.